Messenger RNA from Colletotrichum phormii, 717 nucleotides. RefSeq lists its product as uncharacterized. NCBI's taxonomy places the organism in Eukaryota, Fungi, Ascomycota, Sordariomycetes, Glomerellales, Glomerellaceae. The transcript has 7 exons. The coding region runs from base 1 to 717 and encodes 238 amino acids. The record is from RefSeq and is a predicted model, not a curated record.
AUGCGUUCAUUCUCUUCCAUUGCCGCUCUCCCUCUCGCUGCGCGAAUUGUCGCUGCCGGCCAGUACGAUGCGUGGAAGUUUGGCAACAUGUUCACCCUGGGCUCUGAUACCAGUGUUAUUACCAAGGCCACUUACUUCCUUCAUUUCUCCAAUGACUCGCGCUGGAUGGCGAUCUGGGUUGGCAUCUCCCACUCUAUCAGCGACCAGAGCAACAACCUUUACCAGCCUGUUAUGAACUGGGCCCCGGAUAACGUUGCUAACGGAUGCUCUGCCUCAAACAAUGAGUGGUGCGUGUUUGCUAGCACCUUCACCGGUUCCACCCAGAUUGCCCAGGACCCCGUCGCCAUUCCUCUCAAGUCCGACGUCGACUUUGAGCUCGUCUACGAUGCUUCCAAGGGUGUGACCCAGAAGGUUUGGAUCAAUGGCGCCAUGGUCUCGCAGCAGACCGACGUCGACGCCAGCGGCAAGACCCCUACCUACAUCUACUCCAGCAACGAGUGCUACCAAGGCACCUGCGGAACCCUCGCUGGCUACAGCUGGAGCAACGUCACCGCCACCCUCGAGAAGGCCGACAAGACCUUUGGUGGUUCUCUGCAGCUUACUGGCGCUACCUCGACCGGCAUUAAGACGACCGACGACGGCAAGACCUGGCACGUUGAUGCCAUCAAGAUCAACGAGGACUACUUCUACUCUGAUGGCUCGAAGAAGCAGUGCUAA